AUGUCAAUUAAAUCAGUUGAAAAACUUUUAAUUGCUAAUCGUGGUGAAAUUGCUUGCCGGAUUUUACAAACAUGUAAAAGAAUGGGAAUAUCCACAGUUGCGGUAUAUUCUGAUAUUGAACAAAACGCACUUUUCGUAAAGUUGGCAGAUGAAGCAAUACAUAUAGGGCCACCUUCUGCUGCAGACUCAUAUCUUCGGGGAGACAAAAUUAUCGAAGCUGCCAAACGAGUUGGUGCUGAUGCCAUCCAUCCGGGAUAUGGAUUUUUAUCCGAAAAUGCAGAAUUUGCCAGAAAUGUGGUCAACUCAGAGAUUAUAUUUAUUGGCCCUACAUCAGAAUCAAUUUUGGCAAUUGGAGAUAAGAUUGAAGCAAAAAAUUUACUUGCUAAACACUUGCCAUCUGUAAAUUUGAUACCUGGUUAUAAUGGUGAUAUUCAGAAUAUAGAUGUUUUGGUUUAUGAAUCCAAGAGAAUCGGAUUUCCUGUGUUAUUAAAAGCAUCUGCAGGUGGUGGUGGAAAGGAUAGAAUUUUAAUUGAAAAGUAUUUUGAGUCAAUUCGUCAUGUUGAGAGAGAUUGCUCCAUUCAAAGACGACAUCAAAAAAUUAUUGAGGAAACACCAUCUCCAGUAUUGGAUCAGAAUUUGAGACAAAACAUGAUUGAUGCUGCAAUUAAAAUUGGUAAACUCUUGAAAUAUACAAGUGCUGGGACUGUUGAAUUUAUUGUGGAUAUCAAAGAAAACAAAUACUAUUUUCUCGAAAUGAAUACACGUUUACAAGUUGAACAUCCAAUUACUGAAUUUAUAACUGGCUUGGAUCUGGUCGAACUUCAAAUAUUGGUUUCUCAAGGAUAUGAUUUAUCGCAUUCACAAUUACCAACAUUAAAGUCAAAUGGACAUUCCAUUGAGUGCCGCCUUUACUCUGAAGAUCCUUACACCAAUUUUCUUCCGAGCAUUGGUAAAAUUCUUCAAUUUAAACCAUAUUUAGCACCAAAUAUUAGAUACGACACUGGGGUUGAAACAGGGUCAGAAAUAUCUGUAUACUAUGAUCCUUUAAUUACCAAAAUUUCAGUCUGGGCUCCAACACGUAAUCAAGCACUUCAAAAAAUGAGACUAACGUUACAAAAUACUAUUUGUCUUGGUCUAGUUACAAAUCAACAAUUUUUAUUACAAGUCAUGAAUGAUCCAAACUUUAUAUCUGGAAGAUAUGAUACUAAUUUUAUUGAACAUCAGUUUUCUCUGUCUAAAAACCAACAUAUACAAGGUGAAUUAGGAAUUAUACCAUUUUUAUGGUUAUGGUACAUUAGGGAAAAACAAAGAACUGUGUUAAAACAUGUUCCUUCUGGAUGGAGGUAUUUAAAAUAUAAAAAUUUUACUGAUGAAUAUAUUGUUCAUAAUGGAAAUAAUGUUCAGAGUUUAGAGUUAGAAUAUGAGUAUCAUACGAAGUUAGAUGGUGGGAAAAUUGGCAACAGUGGCGAACAUAUAUUUAGCAUUUGGAUAAAAGGAGAUAGCAAUAAAUGUAAACAUGUCGUGUUAAAGGAUGUGAUUAUUAAUGAAAAUGAUAUUGUUUAUGGGUCUUUAAGAUGUUCUAUAGAUGGCAUACAGAAAGUAUUUAACAUAGCUUCUAAAUCGCAAAAUUUACAUUCACAAGAAGUUUAUGUUCAUUAUAAGGAAUUGGGUGGACAGAUCAAAUUUAUAAGAAACAAAAAAAAGUUUUAUAAUGAAGAUGUUGAAGAUGAUGCUCCAAUGCCAUGCAAAAUUUUAAAAAUUCUAGUCCUGCAAAAUUCUAAAAUUAGUAAAAAUGAAGCUAUAUUAACUAUAGAAUCUAUGAAGAUUGAAACAAGAAUAUACUCUAGGCAUGAUGGUGUCGUAAAGCUCUUGGUCAAGGAAGGUGAUAUUGUUGAUGCCGGAACUGUUUUGAUUAAGAUUGAACAAAAUAAAUGA
Dentiscutata erythropus is the source of this 1935-nucleotide messenger RNA. The record is from the annotation of a GenBank genome assembly. NCBI's taxonomy places the organism in Eukaryota, Fungi, Glomeromycota, Glomeromycetes, Diversisporales, Gigasporaceae.